UCUUCAGUCCCAUUAGCGAGUAGCGGAUGAAUGGCGACACACGUACUUUUUUUGACACGAGGACUAAAACAGCUGUCUGGAAUCUGAAAAGGCCGGAUUCUUCUUCUUCUUCUUUUAUAUAUAUAUAUAUAUAUAUAUUUUGUAACGGCGCAUUUUAGCUACCAUUCCUGGAUUUAUCCAUUCGCCAUCACUCUUGGAAGCUGCUGGUCUUGAAAUGGCUUCUGGGGAACAGCAGGGUCGUGUCGAGACAUUUGUGGAUUAACCUUUCUUUUUUAAAAAUUACCCCCCCCCCACCUCCCCUGUCCCGCUCUAAAAACGUCACAAAGCCGCCGAAAUGCGCCUCUUUUUCAACCAAUCAACCACAUGAGCGGAGUCUAAACCGACACUUCUCAUUCACAUCCACAUCAUCCCUCCUCAUUUUCUUUCUAAUACGCUGCAAUCAUCGUGCUGGUAAAAUAUGGAAAGUGAGGUUUUUAGCCCCCUGCUGGAGCACUUCAUGGUGUCACCUCUGGUCUGCUGGGUGAAGACCGUGGGGCAGCCCACGGUGACAGAUGGCAGCAAACUGUCAGAAUAUGUGCAAUUGAUGGAUGGAGUUUACCUCAAUGAGGUCAUGCUGGAGAUCAAUCCCAAGGCUACGGUGCAGAGGACCAACAAGAAGGUGAACAACGACCCCACGCUGCGAAUCCAGAACCUUUCCAUUCUCAUCCGGCAGAUCAAAACCUACUAUCAGGAGACGCUCCAGCAGCUGGUGAUGAUGCCUCUCCCCAAUGUGUUGGUCCUGGGUCGGAACCCUCUCACCGAGCGAGGGCUGGAAGAGAUGAAGAAGCUCUUGCUGCUGCUGUUGGGCUGCGCUGUCCAGUGCGAGAAAAAGGAAGAUUACAUCGAGCGCAUCCAGACUCUGGAUUUCGACACCAAAGCUGCCAUCGCGUCCCACAUACAAGAGGUGACGCACAACCAGGAGAAUGUGGUGGAUCUGCAGUGGCUGGAGAGCGGGGAGCUGCCGGCCGAGGACCUGGAGAACCUGUCCAGGAACCUGGCCUUUCAUCUCAAACACGUGGUGGACGACAGGGACAUGCAGCUGGAGACGAUCGUGGAGCUGACCCAAGAGAGGGACUGCGUUCAGCUGUCCCCGCUGGGUGCCGGUCCGGCCCAGUCGCCCAACGGCUCCCCCGGUAUGAGGAGGACGGAGAGCCGGCAGCACCUCUCCGUGGAGCUGGCCGAUGCCAAGGCCAAGAUCAGACGUAUACGCCAGGAAUUAGAAGAGAAGAGUGAGCAGCUUCUGGACACGCGGCAAGAGCUGGAAAACAUGGAGGUGGAGCUCAAGAGGAUUCAACAGGAGAGCUAUCAGCUUCUGUCGGACGCUCGCUCGGCCCGGGCGUACCGUGACGAGCUGGACGCCCUCCGGGAGAAAGCCGUCCGUGUGGACAAGUUGGAGAGCGAGCUGAGCCGCUACAAGGAGAGACUCCACGACAUCGAGUUCUACAAGGCCAGAGUGGAGGAGUUGAAGGAGGACAACCAGGUCCUGCUGGAGACCAAAAGCAUGCUCGAGGAGCAACUGGACGCCAGCAGGAGCCGAUCUGACAAAAUGCACCUCCUGGAGAAGGAGAAUCUGCAGCUGAAAUCUAAAAUCCACGAUCUCGAGACGGAGAGAGACUUGGAUCGCAAGCGAAUGGAGGAACUGUUGGAGGAAAAUCUGGUGCUGGAAAUGGCCCAGAAACAGAGCAUGGAUGAGUCGUUACACCUGGGCUGGGAGCUGGAACAACUGUCCAAAACACCGGAGCUGACUGAGGCCCCUCAGAAGUCCCUCGGCGAAGAAGUGAACGAGCUAACGUCUAGUCGCCUGCUGAAGCUGGAAAAGGACAACCAGACGCUGCUGAAGACAGUGGAGGAGCUCCGAGGAGGCACCGGUCCAGGCUCGGUGGCCAAACUGGGCAAAGUUAGCCAGGAGAACCAGAGCCUCAACCAAAAACUGGAGCAUCUGGAAAGCGAACUGGCGACCGAGAGAGAGUCGUUCCGCAGCGCAGAGUCUUUGAGCACAGACCUGAUGAAGGAGAAGGCCUUGCUGGAGAAGACGCUGGAAACGCUGCGGGAAAACUCAGAGAGACAGCUGAAGGGUCUGGAGCAGGAGAACCAGCACCUGAGCCAGACGGUGUCAUCCCUGCGCCAGCGAAGCCAGGUCGGUGCCGAGGCUCGCGUCAAGGAUGUGGAGAAGGAAAACCGUAUCCUCCACGAUUCCAUCUGCGAGACCACGGGCCAGCUCAACAAGAUGGAGUUUGAGCGGAAACAGCUGAGAAAAGAACUGGAGGCCAUGAAGGAGAAAGGCGAGAGAGCGGAGGAGUUGGAGAUCCUGCUCCAGAAGCUGGAGAGGGACAACGAGAGUCUGCAGAAGAAGGUGGCCAGUCUGGGAAUUACCUGCGAGAAGGUGUCGGCAUUGGAGAAGGAGAACGCCGACCUGGAGGUGGAGAGCCGGCGCCUCAAGAAGAAGCUCGACGGUCUAAAGAACAUGGCCUUCCAACUGGAGGCACUGGAGAAGGAGAACUCUCAGCUGGAGCAGGAGAACCUGGAGUUGCGGCGCUCGGCCGAAAGCUUCCGAUCGGCCGGGGCCAAGGCCGUGCAGCUGCGGGCAGAGAACAGGGAGCUGGAGAGCGAGAGGAGCCAACUGAAGCGCAGCCUGGAGCUCCUCAAGGCCACCACCAAGAAGACGGAGAGAUUAGAGGUGAGCUACCAGGGCCUGGAUACAGAGAACCAGCGCUUGCAGAAGGCGCUGGAGAACAGCAGCAAGAAGAUCCAGCAGCUGGAGGCUGAGCUGCAGGAGGUGGAAUCCGAGAACCAAAGCCUCCAACGAAACUUGGAGGAGCUCAAGAUCUCCAGCAAGCGCCUAGAGCAGCUGGAGCAGGAGAACAAGACGCUUGAGCAAGAGAGCUCCCAGCUGGAAAAGGACAAGAAGCUCCUGGAGAAGGAGAACAAGCGGCUGAGACAGCAGGCCGAGAUCCGCGACUCCAAGCUGGACGACAGCAACCAGCGCAUCUCCUCGCUGGAGAAGGAGAACCGCACCAUGGGCAAGGAGAUGAUCUUCUUCCGGGACUCGUGCACACGGAUCAAAGACCUGGAGAGGGAGAACAAGGAGCUUGUCAAACAAGGCACCAUCGAUAAGAGGACCCUCAUCACGCUCCGAGAGGAGCUGGUAAGCGAGAAGCUGCGCACGCAACAGAUGAACAAUGACCUUGAAAAACUGACGCACGAGCUAGAGAAGAUGGGCCUGAACAAGGAAAGGCUGCUCCUCGACGAGGACUCGGACGACAGGUUUAAGCUCCUGGAAAGCAAGCUGGAGUCAACGCUGAAGUCCUCGUUGGAGAUCAAAGAGGAGAAGAUCGCCGCCCUCGAGGCCAGACUGCAGGAGUCGUCCAACCUGAACCAGCAACUUCGCCAGGAACUCAAGACCGUGAAAAAGAACUACGAGGCCCUGCGUCAGCGGGAGGAGGAGGAGAGGAUGGUGCAGAGCUCGCCCCCAAGAGGCGGGGAGGACGCCCAGGCCUUCAGCAAAUGGGAGAAGGAGAGCCACGAGGCCACCAGAGAGCUACUCAAGGUCAAGGACCGACUCAUUGAGGUGGAGAGGAACAAUGCCACACUGCAGGCGGAGAAGGCGGCGCUGAGGAGCCAGCUCAAACAACUGGAGACCCAAAGCUCCAACCUGCAGGCUCAGAUCGUGGCCGUACAGAGACAGACCGCCUCUCUGCAGGAGAGCAACACCGCGCUGCAGACGCAGAGCGCCAAGCUGCAGGUGGAGAACUCCACACUGAGCUCGCAGGCCGCCGCCCUGAUGGCGCAGAACGCUCAGCUGCAGGGCCAGCAGAGCGGCGUGGAGGGCGAGCGCGAGGGGGCUUUGCGGGAGAAGGAGGAACUCAGGUCCACCUACGAACUGCUCCUGCGCGACCACGAGAAGCUGGCGGCCCUCCACGAGAGGCAGGCGUCCGAGUACGAGACGCUCAUCGGCAAGCACGGCGGCCUGAAGAGCUCCCGCAAGAGUCUGGAGCAGCGGCACCGCGACCUGGAGGACAAGUACAAGCAGCUCCUGCAGAGGAAAGGAGAUCUGGAGGACCUGGAGAAGAACCUGAAGGAGCAGCAAGAGAAAAUGUCCUCGGAGAACCAAGGUCACCGAGCCACGGCCGACCGGUGCAAACUGCUCAAAGAGGAAAAUGACAGAUUAAACGCAACGUACCGCCAGCUACAGAAAGACAACGAGAACCUCCAGCUGGACCACAAGAACAUCAAGAGUCAGCUGAACGGCGCCAAGCUGGAGCAGACCAGGCUGGAGGCCGAGUUCUCCAAGCUGAAGGAGCAGUACCAGCAGCUAGACAUCACCUCCACCAAACUCACCAACCAGUGCGAGCUGUUGAGUCAGCUGAAGGGGAACCUGGAGGAGGAGAACCGUCACCUACUGGACCAGAUCCAGACGCUGAUGCUGCAGAACCGCACGCUGCUGGAGCAGACCAUGGAGAGCAAAGACCUGUUCCACGUUGAGCAGAGGCAAUACAUCGACAAGCUGAACGAGCUGAGGAGGCAGAAAGAGAAGCUGGAGGAGAAGAUCAUGGACCAGUACAAGUUCUAUGAUCCUUCGCCUCCACGCAGGCGCAGCAACUGGAUCACACUCAAAAUGAAGAAGCUGAUCAAGCCCAAAAGCCGGGAGAGGAUGCGCUCCCUCACGCUGACGCCGUCCCGCUCGGACUGCGGCGACGGCUUCCUGUCCUUCCCCGCCGACAGCCAGGACAGCUCUUCGGUCGGCUCGGGCUCCAACUCGCUGGACGACGCGCUCACGCACAAGAGGAGCAGCAGGAGGAGAGGGCAACGGUGCCUUGCCCGAGGGCAGGGCUCCACCAAUGGUAUGCUGCGGACAGAGCGGGUGGGCGGGGUUUGCGAGCCGCCCCUCGCCUCUCUCAGGGCAUGUUUUCCUUUAAAAAGGUUGCCUUUCAUGAGGAACAGAUCCAAGGACAAAGACAAGGCCAAGGCCAUCUACCGGCGCUCCAUGUCCAUGAACGACCUGCUUCAGACCAUGACGGUGGCCGGGGGACCGGGCGCCGACUGGGCGGGCAGCACGGAGAACCUGGACGGCGGCGAGGCGGGAGACGGGGGCGGCGGGCGGCGUGGCGGGGGCGGCGGCCAGCGCAUGAAGGAGCUGGCCUUCUCCAGCGACGCCAUCGACUGCGCCGCCCUGACGCUGCCCUCCUCCGCCCAUAGGGGGCCCACCCACAGGCUCCACGUCAAAGACAACACUUCUUGCGAGGACGUCGCGGGCUCCUCGGACGACCCAAAGAGUCAAGCCUCCAGACCCUCCAGUCUCCAUAGCAACAGGACCACCAGUAGUAAUAGUAACAAUAACUCCCAGCUCACCUCUCCUCUGGAGGGAAAAGGCACGUUGAGCGGUAGCGCGAGUCGUCCUCACAGCGAGAGCAGCGGCGAGUUCAGCUUGAGUUUGGAGCAGGAGGCCUGGUCCAGCAACGGCAGCAGUCCCGUCCAGCAGCCGUCGUCGUCGCGCUCGUCCCGCCGGCGCUCCCUGGAACCCCCGCCGGCCGCCACCGUCAGGAAAACGGCGUCCCCGGGAAGCGAGGUGCUUUCGCUGCAGCAGUUCCUGGACGAGGGUAUCGACCCUGCCGAGUCGGGCAGUCAGGAAAACCUCACCGUGGACUCCCCCCGCCUCCCAGUUUCUUGUGAGCGCGUGCAGAAGGAUCGCCCCGCCGCCCGGGGCCGCGGCAUCCUGCGCUCGUCCAGCGGCAAAGCGGCGUCCGUCACCGCCGACCGCCCGCCCCGCUGCUCGGGGCAACCGGGCCGCCCCGGCUUGCGGAAGGCGGAGAGCACCCGCGUGAGGGGCUCGGCCCGGCCCGGCCUCUCCGCCCAGGCCCGGGCCACGUCCGUGUCGGAGCGUCUGGACCGGGCGUCGGCCUGCGGGUCGGCGGCCACCCUGCCCCGCGCCAGUAGCGUCAUCUCCACGGCCGAGGGCAGCUCGCGGCGCACCAGCAUCCACGACAUGCUCUCCAAGGACAGCCGGCAGCCCGUGUCCGUCGACGGGGUCCGAGCCCCGCCCGCACCCAGUGAGUACACCCCGAAGGGACCCUCUAGUAGCGCCCCCUUGCCAAAGUCCCUCAGCUCGCCGUGCCCCGGCUCGGACGAAGCCGACCUCCCCGCCCUCGAGUCUUUCCUGGGUCCCUCCUUCACCGUCGAAUCGGUCUUCAUGGACUCCAUCUUCAGCGAGUCGGCGGGCAAAAGCCUCCCCUUCCUCUCCCUCAACCCCACCCUCGUCAGCAACAUCAGCGGACCCCCCGUCGCCUCUUACCAGCCGAGCCAAUCGGACGCCCCGGCGGAGUCCGGGGCCGAGCAUUUGGACGCGGGGGAGAACCAGUCGUUGUGGUUCGAGUACGGGUGUGUGUGAUGGAGGGGGAGGUUCUGGCCCGCUGACGUGUGUGUGUGUGUGGGGGGGGGGGGGGGGGGGUAUUUUAUUUUUCUCUUGUUCUGGUGGUCCCCUGGUGUUGGUUUUCAGUUGUAUUCUUUUUAUUUUAUUUUAUUUUAUUUUAUUUUGUAUUUUAGUGCAAGUUUCUGUCGUUUUGAUACAUUUCUCGCCGUCCACAAUUGAUUUCACCUGAAAUGACCGACUAUGAACCGGAUGCUCCAGUUGAUAGCCUCUACCCACCAGCAGAUGACACAAUUAUUAUGACUAUGACUCCAACCCAAAAAUAAAUUCAACACCAAAUGAAUGUCGCAUUAAUAUUGCUAAUACAGUGGUACCUUGAUUCAUGAGGGCCCCAACUUGAGUUGAGUUGCGCACUAGCUUCAAGGAAGCUGCAAACAAAUGGAGCUAUUUGGGCAAGGAGGGCCACAGGAGGAGAUGCACAAAAUGAGAACACUCACAAAGAGCUGCUGUAGGCCACAACUCCCGCUCACACUGAAAUAACCGACCGACUUCAACUCCUCACCAGGCCACGCCCCUUAAAAGCACACAGCCAAAACACAAACACUACAGUAGUACAGUAUGUAGCGUGAAAGCAGUUUAUUUCCUUACGUUCUUUGUAUUUUUGUCACAGAACGCAUGAAAGUCUUGAGUCAAGGUACGACUGUGUUGACACGCGCCACUUGCCGUUUGUGUCUGCAAGCACCAAUUGGAUCACUGGGAUGGAAAUGGCUUUUUUUUUUUCAAUUGUUAUUUUCUUUCCUUUCCAUCUUUUUUGUACACUACACAUGGUUUCCUGUCUGUUUCUUUGUGUCUGUGACUCCCUUGGAAAAGCGGUCCUCUUCUUCGGUCGGACUCUUGCGAGGGUGGGCGACUGUUCAAAGUCGUCCGAGGGCGCAAAAAAACAAAACAAAAUGGAACAAGUUAUUAUGAAUGAAAAGUGAGUACAGGGAUGAGGCAAGUUUGUUUGUGAUUUCCUCUGGAAAAUGGAAUUCUUGUUUAGUGGGAUUGGUGCAGGGGCGGGUGACCGUGCCCAUUUUUCAAGGGCCCCAAAAAAUAGGAUGGGACAAAUGUUGAUUGUUAUACAUUCUGAGCAUUUGGCGGCCCAUCGGUUGCCCACCCCUGCGCUGCUUCGGCAAAGUGGCAUAGGUGGCUCGAGUGAAAGUGACCAUGAAAGAAAAGCAAGGCGCCAUUAACAAUGAAAGCGAGUGCAGCGAUGCUGCUGGUUGUCUACAUAUAUUAUUUCCUCUGGAAAGUGGGCUUCUUCGGCCACCGUUCAAGUCGUCAAACGGAAGAAUAUGGGGGGGAAAAAAUCUAGUAAAAUAUUUCCAUCAAAUAUUUUGGUGAGAAGUUCAAAGAUAUAUUUGGAGAAAGUACAGUGGUGUCUUGACUUGCGAGAUUAAUUCAUUACGUGACCACAACUGGUAACUCAAACACUUACUUGUAAGGAAAUGAACAGUAACAGAGACAAACAACUUCAUGCUUUAAUUCACUGUGCUGCUACGUCUGGUGUGCCUUAGCCACCAGGGGGCAGUAUACUACAGACAUAGAGUACAUAAAGAAGACUGCUGCAACUAUGUGACUUGGUAAACUGCAGUAAUAUUAGUGUUUUUUUGCAGAAAAUAAAUAUGUGCCUGUGAGUAUUGUUGUAUCCUCUUUGCAUGUCGCUACACCGUUUGUGUUUAUAUGGCCGUUAAUCAAAGCGUUAGAAGUACUACAACAUCAAUGCUACUUUCGUUAGCCCGUCUAUGGCGUUUCCCAUUAGGUGUUGGCAUUAAACAAGCAGACGUCGGUCAGCUUUGAACAAUUAUCUUCAGCUUUUUGUGAUGUUUGCUGCCAUCAUCCAGCGUUGGUCAAAGCAGAAAGUCGUUCGCUACUUUCGUUAGCCCGUCUAUGGCGUUUCCCAUUAGGUGUUGGCAUUAAACAAGCAGACGUCAGUCAGCUUUGAACAGUUAUCUUCAGCUUUUUGUGAUGUUUGCUGCCACCAUCCAGCGUUUGUCAAAGCAGAAAGUCGUUCGCGUGACGGCUCGUUUCUUAAAACUCGUAAGUCUGGUCACUCGUGAGUGGAGGUACCACUGUAUGCUAAAAAGAACGAACAUGAGACUAGCAGAGGAAUUGCAUCCCCCAAAUUCUUUUACAUUGACAUUUUUUGGGUGUGUGAAACGGGUCAAUUUGACCCGCAGCAUACUUGUAACAGUUUUUUUUUUUUUUUUUUUUAAUAAAGAAAGUGAGUGUCAAGAUGACACUCUUGUACAUAUGAAGUUAUCGUAGACGAGCGCUCUUUGCUGUGCUACUACUUCCACGCGCUUAUUUAUUCCCUCUCGCUCGGAUUUCAGUGUGUGUUUGUGUGUGUAACGACGUUGCUUUAUCCCACAGAUGUGGAGGGCAGAAAGUCAGAAAGCAGAAGUGGCGAGUGCUAAGCCCCACGCGUGGUGGUCUUGGAGGUCUGAAGCCUGGUAGACAGACGGCGUAUGUACCGUGAGGAAAACGAUUGUAAAAUCCCACCAUUUUGCUGAGUUCUCUCCCAACCUUUCUGUAGAGGAAAUGGCUUCCCUCUGUUUUUUUUUUUUUUUUCUUCCCUUGAAUCAAGGAAACGGAUGAAGAUACACCCGUUUCCCCCCUUUUUUAAUUUUUAUUUUGUUCUUCUACCGUGUCCUCCUCCGCUGUGAUGUGCACUGCUCUUUGUAAAGUUGACAAUUCAAGUGCCAAAUCACAGCCCCCCCCCCCCCCCCCCCCAAAAAAAAUAAAAAAUAAAACAAUAAGCAAAACAAAACCAACCUGGAUGAUUCCUUUUGGAUCUUCUGUGAACUUGAAUCAAGGAUGACAGCAUGUACACGCGUGUUCCAUACAUUCAGCAUGUGGACUUACAUGUUUCCAAAGUGCGCACGGCGGAGCAAUCAGCGGACCGAUCGGAACGCUUCCUGUCCUGUUGGGAUUGGUAAAUGCCACGAGAGUACUGUAUAUGCGGGCAGUGGAUAUCAAAAGUCUACGCACCCCUGGUCAAAUGCCAGGUUUUUGUGCUAUCCAAAAAAUGAGACCGAGAGAACUCACUUCAAAACAUUUCCCACCAUCUGUGUGGCCUAUAACCAGCAAAAAAUAAACGGAGGUAAUGCGGUUGCACAAGUGUGCACACCCUCCUAUCACGGUGUGUCUGUGUUGGGAAUUAACCACUCACAUUUGAACUUGUGUAGAAUGCGAGUCAGCACACACCUGCCACAAUUUAAAGUGCCUCUGAUUAACCCCAAGUUCAGAUGUUGGUAAGCUUUUCUUGACAUUUCUAGUGGAAAAAUGUUUCUUUUUGAAAACAUUACAAAUGCCUGCCAUUUGAAUAAGGGUGUGUAGAGCUUUUCUAGCCACUGUGUGUGAGGGAUGCUUCCGCAAUAAUGUACCAUCUAUGUACCAAUUAUCACUUCAUUAUUCCCAUAACGUGUUUGUCAUCUUGCACUCUGGAAGACCUUAAAAGCACACACAUACUGUAUACAGUACAUGACACACACGCUUCCUGUGAACCAGGUGCAUUAUUGUUGCUAUGGCGAUGUUUCCCUCCUUUACCACUUUUACAUAAACCCACUUGAUGUAAUUAAAAUUCAUCAAUUAAGAGAAA
This is a messenger RNA of Phyllopteryx taeniolatus (common seadragon), 10043 nucleotides long. It is a transcript of the gene ccdc88ab, whose product is annotated as coiled-coil domain containing 88Ab. Gene Ontology annotation, cellular component: cytoplasm; centrosome. The record is from RefSeq and is a predicted model, not a curated record. NCBI's taxonomy places the organism in Eukaryota, Metazoa, Chordata, Actinopteri, Syngnathiformes, Syngnathidae. Gene Ontology annotation, biological process: cytoskeleton-dependent intracellular transport; cytoplasmic microtubule organization. Gene Ontology annotation, molecular function: dynein light intermediate chain binding; microtubule binding. The transcript is spliced from 37 exons. Bases 458 to 6424 code for a protein of 1988 amino acids.